Messenger RNA from Melitaea cinxia (Glanville fritillary), 769 nucleotides. RefSeq names its product ecdysteroid-regulated 16 kDa protein-like. Gene Ontology annotation, molecular function: sterol binding. Gene Ontology annotation, biological process: sterol transport. NCBI's taxonomy places the organism in Eukaryota, Metazoa, Arthropoda, Insecta, Lepidoptera, Nymphalidae. The record is from RefSeq and is a predicted model, not a curated record. Bases 121 to 621 code for a protein of 166 amino acids. The transcript is spliced from 3 exons.
CUCGUAAUAUAUGAAACUCAUUCGAUGCUUGACGUUGGAACUGGUUUAUUUUGAUUUGCGGAUAGUUGCUCAAUAGCUGCGUCUGCGUAUAAGAGAGCGGUCGUCUUCACAGUUGUAAAUAUGAGUAAAUUAUAUUUUGCCUUAGCGGUUCUAUUUGCAAUUGCAAUAUUUGCCGUGAGAAGUGAUGAGACGCCAUCAGAACAAUGCCCAGGUGAAGAAUUCGACAAUCUUCAUGAGAGAAUUCAGGUCCUACCUUGUGGCAAGUCACGUUGCAAGCUCCGCAAAGGCACAAACACGACUGUCGUUUUCAAAUUUAAGCCAAAAAACGUUGUAAAUGAACUAACAAACGACGUCUACGCUAUAAUCGGUGGUCUUCCGUUGCCAUUCGUUGGCGUCGCUGGCGUGAGUGCUUGCACGCAGAUAAAACACGCUGAUACUGGAGAAUCCGCGCCGUGCCCCUUAGAGCCUAACAAGGAAUACGUUUACACUAAUGUUUUCCCUAUACUGGACGUAUAUCCUCAAGUGGCACUUCGUGUCCAUUGGGCGCUUAGAGAUGGCAACACGGAUGUUGUUUGUUUUGAAGUACCAGCUGUCAUUACAGCAGCAGCUAAGAAGAAUUAAGCCUCUAAAAACAUAUCUUGCCUUUUCUUAAAGUAGUUAGAAUGAUUUUAACGGGCAUAAUUUAAUGAAAGAUUAAGUUGACAUUGUAAUAUUACUGUUAAUCUUAAUUAUGUAAAAAAUAAACAUUGAAACACGUUGUAAUAUAAAA